This is a messenger RNA of Manis pentadactyla (Chinese pangolin), 1014 nucleotides long. RefSeq names its product BPI fold containing family A member 1 (gene BPIFA1). Gene Ontology annotation, molecular function: lipid binding. The record is from RefSeq and is a predicted model, not a curated record. The coding region runs from base 49 to 804 and encodes 251 amino acids. Gene Ontology annotation, biological process: antimicrobial humoral immune response mediated by antimicrobial peptide; antibacterial humoral response; immune response in nasopharyngeal-associated lymphoid tissue. The transcript has 9 exons. Lineage: Eukaryota; Metazoa; Chordata; Mammalia; Pholidota; Manidae.
AGACAGGACAGCUGCCACGACCUGCGAAGCCAGAUACCAGGAAAGAAGAUGUUUAAAAUGGGGGGUCUCGUUGUCUUCUGCGGACUGCUGGCCCAGGCCGCAGCCCUGCUGAAUGCCCUGCCCGCACCGCUGGGUGACACUCUGACUCCGGCCCUGGUCCCAAAUCCCACAGAUCUUGCUGGAAGCUUGGCAAAUGGUCUCAGCAGUGGCCUGCUCUCUGAGGGUCUGUUAGACAUUCUCAAAAAUCUCCCACUCUUGGACAUCGUGAAGAGUAAAGGAGACACUUCCGGUGGUCUGCUUGGGGGCCUGCUUGGUGGACUGAGUCCAGUGACCUCUCUCCUGAACAACAUCGUUGAUUUGAAGAUCACAGAUCCCCAGGUGCUGGAACUUGGCCUUGUGCAGAGCCCUGACGGCCAUCGUCUCUAUGUCACCAUCCCUCUGGGCCUGACUGUCAAUGUGAAUACGCCCCUCACCGGAAGUCUAUUAAAGCUGGCUGUGAAGCUCAACAUCACUGCAGAGCUCUUAACUGUGAAAGAUGGACAAGGGGAGACCCACCUGGUCCUUGGCGACUGUACUCACUCCCCUGGCAGCCUGAAAAUCUCCCUGCUCAAUGGAAUUGCUCCCCUCCCUGUUCAAGGCCUUCUUGACAGUCUCACUGGGAUCUUGAAUGAUGUGCUUCCUAACCUGGUGCAGGGCAAGGUGUGUCCUCUGGUCAAUAAGGUUCUCAGCCUGCUGGACAUCACCCUGGUGCACAAUAUUAUUGAGGCGCUGAUCCAAGGGCAGGAACUUAUCAUCAAGGUCUAAGCCUUCCAGGAAGCACCCCGCCUCCACUGGCCUGAACCAUUCCCUGCUGCUCAAUCUACUUGCUGUCCAGCUCCUGAGGGCUUCCAAAAGGCUGGCCCAUGUCCUGAACAACAAAGCCACUACUUGGAAACCAAAGCAGCCCUCUGGCCAAGGAAACUGCUCCCCUUCCUUUCCCACCAGGCAUGGGUUACAUUCCAUGGUUCUCAUGAA